Messenger RNA from Peronospora matthiolae, 1440 nucleotides. NCBI's taxonomy places the organism in Eukaryota, Oomycota, Peronosporomycetes, Peronosporales, Peronosporaceae. The record is from the annotation of a GenBank genome assembly.
AUGGUAGGUGCAAUUGAAGGUCAACAACCCGAUAGCUCGCCUCGAGCGUGCAAGCAAAAAGGGGUCAAGCGAGACCAUACAGCGGUAGACGAAAGUGAUGAUGUCGAUGCAAAACAAAGUACUGGUGAACAGUCAGUGACCGAUGGAGACGUUGGAAUGACAGAAUCGGCAAAGCCAGAGGAAGGUGAAGUUGCUACUGACGCUGAAGAGGAAAGAGUCAAGGAGCCAUCGCCCAAAUUGCCGCGAUUGGCAGAGGAUGUGCUCAAGAAACCAGCGGCUGUAGGUUCUAAUCAGGUUAUCGUGAACGCCUUGUUCGACUAUGCAGAAGAGCAGCUUCAGCAAGGACACACGGGUAAAGGUGUCACCCACUUGCGAGCAGCACGCGCUCUUCGCGAUCAUUCCAGUGCCAUCACAACUGGAACUGAAGCACGUGACGUCCCUCUAGUGGGGACAAAAUUGGCUGCAGAGGUCGAGCAGAUUCUAGAGUCCGGCAAAGUGGAAGACACGACGGAGGUGGGCAACCCGGAUGAGGACAAGCCCACGGAGCCUCGAUUGGUGCGUGAGCUGCGGGCGAGUACUGCGAAAUGUGCUGAGAACCAGCCAGUGGUUGACAAACUUUUGAGGUACGGGGAGCACCAGCUUCAUGCUCGGAACGGUAGCAAAGGCACGAGUUACCUUCGCGCUGCACGCAAACUGCAGCUCACUGACCACGUCAUAGCUUCGGGGGCUCAAGCUCGAGAGGAAGUCGCGCUGGUUGGGCCAGUGAUAGCCGACGCAAUCGACCAGAUCCUCGAGCACAAGUGCAUCGGGAAGGGCGCUACAUGUUCGGCUAAGACUAUUGAAACGGACACUAGCGAGAAGGAUCGAGACGAAAACUCGGCUGUGCGACCGGAGAACCAGUUCAUUGUAGAUGCUCUGGUUGACUACGGUGAUCGCUGUUUUCAGCUGAGCCAGUGGGAGGAAGGCGUGACCCACUUGCGUGCAGCGAAAGCCAUUCGAGACGCGGAUGUAACGGUGACAACGGGUAAGCAGGCAGCAGAAGAGCUCAAUGAGUGUUCCGUGGUGGACAAAAUUGACAGCAUCAUAGACGGACACGAUAAUGCGGUUGAGGAGGACGAAGUCGUCGAUGACGAUGACGGUGCAGUCGGUCGUACUUCAUCAGUUGAGAGAGUCGGUGAGAAAUAUGACCAAGAUGAAGCGAGCUCCGACAGCUCGAUUUCCGAGGAAGAGGAGCAAGAAACAGCGCUCGCAGUUGCUGCGACUCGCCUUCAAGAUGCUGCCGAGUUAGUGGCGGAUAGCAGCGUCGUAAAAGCUCUGGGAUGUAUCGGAGAAAAGGUCGCGACCUUCAUCAGUACAGGCGUAGCGCUCCAUUCGGCUGAAGACAUUUCUACGGAUGACGACGAUGAGACCGAAGACACUGCGAUGGACGAGCAAGAGUAG